Ooceraea biroi (clonal raider ant) is the source of this 1531-nucleotide messenger RNA. RefSeq lists its product as uncharacterized. NCBI's taxonomy places the organism in Eukaryota, Metazoa, Arthropoda, Insecta, Hymenoptera, Formicidae. The record is from RefSeq and is a predicted model, not a curated record.
AGUAAGUAUACGUACUUACAUUUGACGUUAAUAGAAUGUCGAAGUAACGGAUUGUUACGAAGUGCGUGUAUGCUUAUGAUAUUUGUUAACAUUGCCUUUAUCAGUAACAUCGUGAAGUUUAUGCAAUUUUUGCAAACAGUUGCUAAAGAGUAUUAACCUCUUGUCUCAUUUAGGAUAAAGUUUUGUGAGAUUGGUGUGAUUUUUUAAGAAUUGAAUUUGCCAAUAAAUUAAAUUAUUGGUAUAAAAUAUGGUAGAAUUAUCCGUACUUAAUCUGGAAAAAUGGGUCCAUUCGUUUGUUCAAAAUUUAUCCUUUCACGUCUCACCGAUUUGUAAUAAAAAGAUGGAUAAGAUAAAUUUUACAUGCUACGUAGAUGCUGAUUAUCAUAUGAAUUUCGAGUUAAUUGCCGAAAGAUAUUACAAACUAUUGAAAGAUAUUGCGAAGAAAAAUGCUUUGGAUGUCACUGAUACACAAAGUGUAUGUUGUUUUAUUGAGAAACAAACAAUGUUUCUCGACAAGUAUGUUUAUUCGGAAAAUACCCUCCUGUUAAUGUAUCAUCAUAAUCACAUUAAUAAAAAGAUAGUGCAAAGUAUUAGAGAGAUAAAGAUAAAUAAAAAUGCAAGAGAACGUAAAGCUAUAGUUUUCAAAAUCGAAUCUUCCAAGUUGAAACGAGAAACUGUUGAUGAUUAUAGUCACAUGUGUAACACAAAAUCUACAAGGACAGUGAUAUCAGAUCAGAAAUCUGAAGAUCCACUAUUGACAAAAUCAAGAAAUAUUUGUUCGAAAAAGCUUGACGUAGCAAAGAGUAUUACUGCGUAUAUAAGGCAAAAGACAGUAGUGAAUGAAAGAUAUUUACAAUUGUACAUUAAUGAUGUAGAAUUCAUGAAAAAUGUGCAUAUCACAUUAUAUAUAGCUAGCAAGGUGAUAAAAACUGUAAUUAAUAAUAUAUGGUUAUUGCUUUUCCCUCAUCCUAAAACAGCAUUUUCUUUACUAUCAAACAUAAAUUAUAAUACAUUAGAUGAAGUACAAUAUCAUUCAAAUAUUCCUCAUUUUAAGCGAAAUAAGAAAAGAUUAGACUAUCAACAUACGUUAAUGCUGUGCGAACAUGCUAUUUUGUGUUUGAUUGAACCAAGUGAAAAGGCUUCUGUAUAUAUAGAAAAUAAUCUAUCAGGUGUUAUACAAAAUUAUUUGUUGCAAGAAUACGUAUAUCAUUUUGAUGUCACAAGCAAUACCAAAAAUUAUUCUGCUCUAUUGAUUCUAAGUGAAUGGGCCAAGUCGCUUGUUAAGCAUCCAAAUACAAUAAUGUUGCGCACCAUUUCUGCUAUAUUAAGAUGCAAUAUACGUGAUAUCUUAGUACUGUCCCAUUGUUCAAAUGACAGUUGCAUAUAAAAAUAUAUAUUAUGAAUAUAUUUAAUUAUAUUGUAAUUUAUAUCUAAUUUUAUCUUUGUUUAUAAUAAUUAGAUUUACAAUUAUAUCUUUUGUAUCCUCUUUGUAAACACCGCAUAUACAAAUAAAUUUUUCUGUUACUAAUCA